AUGCAUGACAUGGCUGCCAAUUGUGACAUGGCUGCCAAUUGUGACAUGGCUGCCAAUUGUGACAAGGCUGCCAGUUGGGCUCCUGCUCAGCACAUGGUGCUGGCAUCCCACUUGUCUGGGUCGGUCGCUGUGCCCCACUCACCUGGGUUGCUCACUGUCCCUGUCAUGUCGGAGCUGCACCUGUGGGCCCCAUGGCUCCUGUUCAUGUGGCAUCUGUUGUGGCUGCAGGUCCAGGCAGCUCAGCCUCCAGAGUUGUCCCUGGACCUUGACCUGCUGACCUCCAUCCCCCUAUCAUUCCAACCUUCUUCAGUUGAGCUGGAGGGUCAAGAUCAGCCUCCAAAAUACCCUAGGGAUGUCGUAGCUCAACCUUCACUAUAUCAUGAGGAGACAGUUUUACCUCUAGAGUUGGGUGAAGCUCAGUAUCCAGUUAAAGAUAUCAUUGUUAAAGAUACGGGCUUGGGGACUUUGAUGACUUCAGAACCCCCAAAGAAGAUCGAACCAUCUGCAAUGGGUAAGGACUUAGCUCAUCCUGCAAAGUCCACUGAAGAAGACAGACCUCCAUCCCAGCAGGAGACCACAGCUCAGUCUGCUCUGGCUCUGGAGCUCACCAUCACUCCUGAACCUACUAUGGAGGCUAAUGCUGCACUCCUGCAGCAGGCUACAGCUCCUUCAAAGCCCCCUGAGGUGACAUUUCCACAGCUAGAGCCUGCUCAGGUUCAGCAGCCAACCUUUCAACCAUUGGCCGUGGAGCUCAACAUCACCCCUGAACCUACUUUGGAGGCUAAUGCUACACUCCUGCAGCAGACUACAGCUCCUCCAGCGCACCCAGAGGUGACAUUUCCACGUCCAGAGCCUGUUCUGGUUCAGCAGCCAACCUUUCAACCAUUGACCGUGGAGCUCACCGUCACCCCUGAACCUACUUUGGAGACUAUAGCCCCUCCUAAGCACCCUGAGAUGACAUUUCCGAGUCCAGAGCCUGUUCAGGCUCAGCAGCCAACCUUGUCUGAAGUCACAGUUCCAUCUUUGGACGUGCAAGUUACAAUAACUCCACAACCAGAGACAUCUGAGGAAGUUCCUCCAAUGACUGAACAGAACAUGUGUGAGCUCUGUACCUGCACUAAUGAUACACUGUCGUGCACUGGUCUCCACCUAAAGCACAGGCUCCACACAGUCCCUGUGCUAAAUCCCAACACCUACAAGGGCAACAUCACCAUCUUAAACUUGCAAGGAAACUCUAUUUCUUACAUUGGGAAAGAUACAUGGAAGUCAUACCAUUUGGUUGAGAGACUAAAUCUCAGUGGAAACGAUUUGAAAGAAUUACACAAGGAUUCAUUUGAAGGCCUUCUUUCCCUCCAGUAUUUAGAUUUAUCCUGCAAUAAAAUAGACUUUAUUGAAAAGAAUGUAUUUGAAUCACUACCUCUUUUGCAAUAUCUAAAUCUUGGUUGCAAUUUAAUAAAAAACCUGAGCUUUGGAGUCUUUGAUGCCAGCCACGGACUGCAGUUAUUACAUGAGCUAAUUCUCAAUCAUAAUCCUCUGAUAACUGUUCAAGAUCCAUAUCUUUAUAAUUUGCCAGAGUUAAAAUAUUUAGACAUGGGAGCAACACAAAUGUCAUUUAUAACACUUGAUAACAUCCUCGUGAUGAACGAAAAAUUGGAAAGACUGAUCUUACCAACCCAUUUGGCCUGCUGCCUCUGCCAAUUUAGAGAUGAUAUUGAGACUGUCUCCCAGACAGUCAGUCUGCAAUGUGACCCUGAAUGUCUGACAAAUACACCUUGUGAUGAAGAGCUACUAAUAGAAGGACCGUUCAUGAAAUUGUUACGAAGCCGGGGGAACACCAGUGCUGAGCUGACUAUCGUGGCAGAGAAGACACCCUCAUACAAAAAUGGUGACAAUUCAUCAUCCCUCAUGAGUGAGCAGCUAGACUUUAAUUAUAAAAGUGAUGUUAUUAGUGCACUAAAUUACAUAUUGCCUUAUUUCUUGGAGGGAAAUGCAGAAGAUAUAGAAUCAACAUUAUUGCCAUUCAUUAAACUCACUUUUUCAAAUGUACCCGAUGCAGAUAUGCCCGAGCCAUUUGAAAAACAACAGAGGGAACCCUUCUCUUAA
Miniopterus natalensis is the source of this 2103-nucleotide messenger RNA. Lineage: Eukaryota; Metazoa; Chordata; Mammalia; Chiroptera; Miniopteridae. The record is from RefSeq and is a predicted model, not a curated record.